This is a messenger RNA of Drosophila novamexicana, 531 nucleotides long. RefSeq names its product augmin complex subunit msd1 (gene msd1). Lineage: Eukaryota; Metazoa; Arthropoda; Insecta; Diptera; Drosophilidae. The record is from RefSeq and is a predicted model, not a curated record. The coding region runs from base 43 to 501 and encodes 152 amino acids. The transcript is spliced from 2 exons.
AUAAGACAGCUGGCCCCAAUUAGACAUCAAAACAGAUUCAAAAUGUCGGAAAUAAUUGACGAUGUAUUGGCGGGUCUCGCUUCCACACGGCAGACCAUGCACAAUCAGUCGGAAAAAAUCGGUGAAAUCAUGGAGAAGUCCAACAACACGCUCUUGCAUAUCGAAGCGCAGGCUUCAACGAUGCCAACAUUCAAAGGCAGCGUUCAACCCGAAAAUCUCUAUCAUUUGAGUUCAGAUUGUGAACUGUCGCUCACAAGAAUAUUGGAGCAGUUCCAGCAGCUCAUGCAACAAAGUGUAAAGUGCGAAGAUAACCAAGCCGGUGCCCAAACCGCCCUCGAUUGCUGCUUAUCUACACGCCAUCGCGUGGAAAACUUGAGAAGCAGCGCCCGCAAGCUGGUGGCACUUCACGAUACGAUUGCUCAGCUGAAGCUGCACGUGCAGGAGCAGCACGAGCUGCUUGCCAAUGUCGAGAAAGACGACUCACAUUGCGAUAGCACAUAAAUCCAUUUAAUAUACAAAACUUAAUAAACA